Messenger RNA from Tigriopus californicus, 2279 nucleotides. RefSeq lists its product as uncharacterized. The coding region runs from base 162 to 1673 and encodes 503 amino acids. The transcript has a single exon. Gene Ontology annotation, cellular component: membrane. The record is from RefSeq and is a predicted model, not a curated record. NCBI's taxonomy places the organism in Eukaryota, Metazoa, Arthropoda, Copepoda, Harpacticoida, Harpacticidae. Gene Ontology annotation, molecular function: alpha-(1->3)-fucosyltransferase activity.
AAGAGUGAACACUCGGGCACAGGAAACAACUAGUUUGUAGAAUAAUAAGUUCAUCAGGCAGCAUUCGAUGUGGUGUUUUCAGUGUCAGCUUGAUAAAUACGUGUUAGAAUUGAUAAUCUGACACGAUUUUCGUUGCCUGUCUAGACCAUGCUUUUAUCACAAUGAGUGACAAUGGUGUAAGCACUUCGAACGCGUCUCGGUCGUAUUACGUAUCGUGUUGUUUCGUCAAUGCUGCAUUGCUUUGCUCCCUCGCCCUCAUCUCAAUAGUGGGAAUGUGUGUGUGGCCUAGUACCUCAACGGACCAGAGUCCCACCUCCAGUGAAUAUAACGUGAAUUCAAGUCACAUCAUUGUCAUCACAUCAAGGGGGGGAAGUACGGAUGCUCAGGUGAUCCAUCAGAUUAGCCAAAUUAUCGAGAGAACGCGAACUCUCGAGCAUCUUGGAUUCUGCCCCUACUUGAAACUUUGUCACUUUUCGACGGGAGUUUCACUCCAGAGUAGUGCCAGCGUGAUCUUAUUUUUGGAUCAAAGGCUGUCGUCUUCAUUGUCGGCCUCCUCCCUCUCCACUUCGUCAAACUUGUCCUGGGGGUUCGAUCAAUCAGGCACGAACACGAGUGAACAGCGACAGAGGUCGAGCACUUUCUGGACGACAAAGCCAAGCACGGCUACCAAUACCGAUCAAAGGGGCAAACUUUUACGCCCCGGAUCAUCCUCGACGCCUCUGAGGGGACUCCUCGUCCUUGAACCGUUUUAUGAUCACCCUCUGGAUAGUGCCAAUAAUGAGGAACAUAGUAAAAGUUUUCUCGAAGGACCGUAUAAUUUCACCAUCUCGUACAAUCCCAUUGCUACAAUAAAUCUAAAUGAGGUGAUCCGUCUGGCAAACACCAACGACCCCACAAAAGGGAACAGCUCAAUUUUACUACAAUCCACCUCGACACCCCUCUCCAUCUCGUCCCAAGGGGUAAAAGCUCAACAGAAAGGAACAUUGAGUCCUACAAAUGAAGGGAGCACCAAUAAUGGUAAUAAUCGAGACCAUUUGUCAGCAAUUGACAACGAAAGCCAAAAUCUUAAACGCAGAGCCAGUAUUGCGACCAUUUUAGACACGUGCCACACUCCCAGUAAUAGGGAGGGAUACAUUCAAGAGCUAAGUCAAUACGUAACAGUCGACGUUUACGGGAAAUGCGGCCGUCCAUGUCCAAGCUCGACACGUGAGGAGUGUCUCGUCUACUUGGAGCGGCUGAAUCAGUACUUGUUCAUCUUGGUCUUUGAGAAACACCUCUGCCAACAUUAUCAGAGUGAAUUAUUGUGGCAAGUUUUGGAGUUAACCACACUGAUCCCGAUCACCUUCAGCGGGGUCGAUCAUUUUCACACCUUACCCAAAUUCUCGUUCAUCGACGCCCUCAGCCAGCCCCCUCGAGCAUUAGCCCAACAUAUCCAAUUCCUGGAGAUUCAGCCCCAACAUUUGCAACGCUAUCAACAAUGGCGACAAAAGAUACUACUGGCCCAUGUUGAUUGGCAAUGUCAAUUGUGCCGACAUUUGAUCUCAGGGACACUGCAAUCUAUCUCAGAAGUCUCUGCUCCCCUUCUGCCGCAAGCUCGAUGUACCAAGUGGCCUCAACUUCAGUUCAAAAGGCGACGACGAAAACGAUGGACACGAGAAAAAAAGAAAGUUUGAAAACAAUCAGAGGCCGAACUUACCCGUGUAGAGUUUCUCCGCCACACCUCCAUCUUGGCCAGGACCAGUGAGCCCAUCGCGAUUCUCCUUGUCUUUGAGUUUAUUCAGUUUUUCUUGCUUUUUUAACUGCUUCUUUUCGCGCUUGGAAAGCUUUCGCUUGAAACUCGAAUCUUCAUUGCUUGGUUCUGGCAUUCUGCUGGCCUCGUCGAUUCGUCUCAGCAGGAAUCGUCCUUCUCUGUCAUCCUUAUGCCAGUUCAAUUGCACCAAUAGAGGCUUUUCUUCGGGAUUGAGUCGUCGCUCACCAGAUUCGUGGAUUUCAUAAAGGGCAUAUUCUGGCACUUCCAACAUUUUCAUGUCGGGGCGAAAUUUCUCAAUCAGGGUCUCGAUGAUGGCCUUAGUCGUGGCAGUGGAAGAGACGCGAAUGCAUUUAGUGGCCACCUUUUGACCCGUGUCAUCUUUGUCCUGAGACUGGAAAGAGAAAUAUGUCAUUGCGAGGAUUUGAUCUUCAAUCACGAUGUCGCUCUUAAUCGAAGAUGUUUUUGCCAUUCAUGUAGACCUUGUAGGAUCAAAAACAGCAGUACUUCGAAUAUAUGUUCAAACUCUUGA